Molecule: messenger RNA, 3301 nt
Organism: Hevea brasiliensis (rubber tree)
Lineage: Eukaryota; Viridiplantae; Streptophyta; Magnoliopsida; Malpighiales; Euphorbiaceae
Product: CRM-domain containing factor CFM3, chloroplastic/mitochondrial-like
Exons: 9
Coding region: 226-2943 (905 amino acids)
Biological process (GO): RNA splicing, via transesterification reactions
Molecular function (GO): mRNA binding
Source: RefSeq, a predicted model, not a curated record
UCAUUAGUCACAACCAGCGGUCUAAGGCCUAAAAUUUGGGCAUGGGAGAAUUGGUUAUGGGCUAGGCUAGUGGACUCAUCCAUACUCCAUAGGCCUAUUUUUCAAUUUUCUCUGACCAUGGGCUAAUCUUUCUCGCUUUGAACUUUUCUCAUACAUUUGGGCUUCAUGGGCAGCUCUCAGUUCUCAAGUGAUUUAUUCUGAGCUAAAAGCUUUCCAGUACUAUUAAUGGUAGCUAUGGAUAUGGCGCACUCGCUUCUGCCUUCUGAUUCAUCUCUGUACCCGCUUCUCCUUCGAGCCCCGAAUUAUUCUUCAUUUAAAACUUUCAAAUUUGGUACUUAUUGUUCUUCUGGCCGUUCAAUUCAAGUGUAUGCCGCUAAAACCAAAAGAAAGCCCAGGCCUAGCUUCUCUGAACAAAUUCGUGAUAAAUGGUCUGUCAGAGUCCCUUCAACAAGAGAGAAAUUUCCAUGGGAAGAACAAAAACGGCAGCAACUGCAAGAACUAGACGAAGAGGAAGAAAUAGAAGCCUCUGGGGCGUUUUUCUCUGAAGCAGAAAUUGAUGCUAGCCCAUCAGUGAGCGAUGGUUCAGUGAGUUUUACUCUACCCAAUCGUUUAAUUACAGCUCCUUGGAUUCAUGGAUCAACACCCCAAAGGACCCACUUCUAUUCUCACCAUAAAAAUGGUGAAAAUGUUAAUGAAAUUUUCGACCAUCUCGAAGAAACUGCUGUAUAUGCUGUUGUUGAUAAAGCAAAAAGUUUGGAGACGGAAGCUAAUUACAAUAAAAUAUGCAAGGAAGGUGAUGAUGUAUUACAUGUUGAUGACACAGAAAGCUUUGACGAAGAAGUAAAUUAUAAUGACAAAUGCAAAGAAGAAACAGUUAUACUUGGUGCUGUUUCAGUUGAGUUACCAAGGGAUAAGGAAAUAGCAAGAGCUGAGGACUCAAACGAUGCUAUUUCUCAAAAUGAGAAACCUACCGGGGCCAAUCGAGAGAAUGGAAAUAUUCAGCUUUCUCGUGAUGAUAAUAGCAGUUCAAUUGAAUUGCCGUGGGAGAGAAAGAGGGAAGUGGAGUCCUUGGACGGAGAUUGGAGAAGGAAGAGGAGCAACACUGAUUUGGCGGAGAGAAUCUUGCCUGAACAUGAGUUGAAGAGGCUGAGGAAUGUUGCGUUGAGGAUGUUUGAGAGGAUUAAAGUUGGGGCUGCAGGCAUUACCCAGGAUUUGGUGGAUGCAGUUCAUGCGAAGUGGAGGCUGGAUGAGGUGGUGAAGUUGAAGUUCGAAGGGCCUCUUUCAUGUAACAUGAAAAGGACACAUGAGAUUUUGGAGACUAGAACUGGAGGUCUGGUUAUAUGGAGAUCAGGUAGCUCGGUGGUGUUGUACAGAGGAAUGGCCUACAAAUUUCAAUGUGUUCAAUCAUAUUCUAAACAAAAUGAGUCUGAGAAGGAUAUUUUAUCCCAUUCAGAAGAAGUGACGAGUAAUGCUGCAUGUAGUGUAGGAGUAAAGGACUUCACUGGUACUAGAGAGUCAGUUAUGCCUGAUUAUGCGAAGUAUUUGAAGCAUCUAUCUCAAGACGAACUCAUGGAUUUUAGUGAACUAGAUCAGUUGUUGGAUGAGCUGGGUCCAAGGUUUAAAGAUUGGUGCGGCCGUGAGCCAUUGCCUGUUGAUGCAGAUUUGCUUCCUGCAGUGGAUCCUGAAUAUAAACCUCCAUUUAGACUUCUUCCCUAUGGGGUACGACAUUAUUUGACAAACAAGGAGAUGACAGUUUUCCGUAGGCUUGCAAGAACAGUGCCUCCGCAUUUUGCCCUAGGAAGGAACAGAGAAUUGCAAGGUCUUGCUAAAGCUAUAGUGAAGCUGUGGAAAAGAAGUGCUAUUGCAAAGAUAGCCAUAAAACGAGGUGUGCAGAAUACACGUAAUGAAAGAAUGGCAGAAGAACUUAAGAUAUUGACAGGAGGAAUACUACUUUCUAGAAACAAGGAGUACAUUGUAUUUUAUAGGGGAAAUGACUUCUUGCCACCUGCUAUUAUGGAGACACUGAAAGAGAGGCGGAAACUAACUUAUCUUAAGCAAGACGAGGAAGAGCAAGCCCGGCAGAUGAACUUGCCUUUUAUUGAAUCAAAUGCUAAAAAUACUGAAGGCAUGGUUGCUGGAACUCUUGCUGAAACGAGGGCAGCAACCUCACAUUGGAUGAAUUAUCUGGGUGGUGAAGGUGUAGAGGAAAUGCUGAGAGAUGCAUCUUUAGCUAGACUUACUUCAUUAGUCAAACAUCUUCAGAAUAAACUUGCCCUUGCAAAAAUGAAACUCAAAAAGGCUGAUAAAGCUUUAGCAAAGGUACAAGAACAUCUGGAACCAGCAGGGCCCCCAACUGAUUUGGAAACCAUAAAUGAUGAGGAAAGGUUCUUGUUUCGCAAGAUUGGUCUGAGUAUGAAACCCUACAUCCUCCUAGGGAGGAGAGGGGUCUAUGAUGGUACCAUACAAAACAUGCACUUACAUUGGAAAUAUCGUGAAGUGGUAAAGAUAAUUGUGAAAGGAAAAAGCUUUGCACAGGUCAAGCAUUUUGCAAUUUCUUUGGAGGCUGAGAGUGGUGGAGUAUUGGUAUCUGUAGAUCGAACAACCAAAGGCUAUGCAAUUAUUAUCUAUCGUGGAAAAAAUUAUUUACGUCCUCAUGUAAUGAGGCCCGCAAAUUUAUUGACAAAACGGCAGGCAUUAGCCAGGUCAAUUGAACUUCAAAGACGAGAGGCACUGAAGCAUCAUAUCUCAGACCUACAGGAGAGGAUUCAAUUGAUGAAGCUUGAACUAGAAGAAAUGGAAUCUGGCAAAAAGAUUGAUGUAGAGAAAACCCUGAGCUCAAUGAGUGACACUAAAGUUUCUGAAAGUGAUGUUGAAGAGGAGGGGGAAGAGGCAUAUCUUGAAGAAUAUGACAGUAGCAAUGAGGAUACCUAUUAUCAAAACUAAAGCAUGCUGGAGAGAAGACCAACUGAUUUUAGAUUAAAUGUUGUGCAUGUUAGCUGUUGGGAAAGGUCAAUCAUUCAGACUUGCCAAGCAAUGGUCAAGAUGAUUGCUGAUAGCGUUGCAUGUCAUGCUCCUAGAGGCGUACCUUACAUCAUUUAUCUACUUGAGAUUAUUGAAAAAAAUUUUGUAAUUCCAAAUGCGAUGGGGAUGUUAUAACAAGUAACCAUCAGCUUCUCUGCUUCUGUCAGACGAAAGGGUGACUUCCACCAGCAUUAUUUGAGUUGUGAAUGCUAGGAUAAGUGUAAUAUGUCAAUGUAAAUAAAGUGAUCCUGCAAUGUUUAUGCUUUUUGAUCCUUCUUCA